Molecule: messenger RNA, 4422 nt
Organism: Fomitiporia mediterranea MF3/22
Lineage: Eukaryota; Fungi; Basidiomycota; Agaricomycetes; Hymenochaetales; Hymenochaetaceae
Product: sulfate anion transporter
Exons: 17
Coding region: 1859-4183 (774 amino acids)
Cellular component (GO): membrane
Source: RefSeq, a predicted model, not a curated record
CGACCCCCUGUGUCUGCGGACUGGCAUCUUGUGUUUCUGCGUGCAAGGCUUUCUGGCGGCCAGCCUUAGCGCGAAGUGCUUCGCUUUCAAGACCAGGUCGUUUAACUGGACUUCUUGCGGCAUUUGGGCAUGAGCAGAUCGCCAGCUAGCAAUGCAGUCGCCACGGAGAAUGUCUCUGCGGAAUCUGAAGCAGCACCCUCAUCAUCUGUUGCUAGUGUGAGCGCUCCUCGCGUCAUUGUCAAUCGAGGUAUCACUCGUGAUCCGAGUCACGAAGUCCAAGUCUCAGAUCACGAACAUCAAGCACGUAAUAUUUUGUACCAGCUGAGCGCGAAAAGGCCACUUGAAGAUGUCACUCACAGCAAUAAUUCCGAAGCUGGCGUUCGUAUAGCGUCACCUGAGCGCCAUAUGCGGCGCAGAUUGAGUACGAACAUGCCCACGGCGUUCGGAGGAAUUUCUACUGGCGAACCUAGUCACUCUUGGUCCCGCGCGGGUCUUUUGCAGCCACGUAACUUCCUUUCUGCAGGUACUCAGUCCCAGUCGCGGUCUCAUACCUCCACAGUCGAGAGUGGUCAAGUUAACUCAAACUCCUCCAUUUCUACGUCCGGAGCCGAGAACAGGUCAGCUGAAAGCGCAAGUCCGAACCCGGAUUCUGCACAACCUAGCCACAACACCAACUUCUUCUCGCGGACUCCAGACGACAUUCGAGCAAGCACCGUGCAGCUCUCGAUGCUUGCGCUCCCGCCUCGUCCAUACCCAGAUCAUCUCACACCGGGUGGUCCCUCCUCGUUUCCUCCACGCAGCCCAUGGUCUCCACCUGCGGAUGAAGGCACGUCUAAUGCGCCGCCGUCACUGCCGUUCCUCGGACCACACCAGAUGCGUACACCUUUAACCGCCGCGGAUCUUGCUCGACUCUCUUCCGCCCACGUUUCUUCUGGCACACGUUCGGUUUCUCAGCGCGCACAUGUGCGCGAGCAUGAGAAUGAACAUGGAUCUCGGUCUAGUGAGACUUACAUCAACCAGGCAGAUCAGACCAGACAGCACGCUUCACGCUCCCCAUUUUCGUCAUCAUUUCCCGCUUCAACUCCCGUGUCAUCGGGUUCAGAGUCGGCAACUCCACAAACCGUCGCUACAGGGCGUGAACGAAGUGAGGACUACCCCAUAGGUGCCAGUGGCCCGACUCCCGUCGUCCCCAGUACACCUUCCGGCAUUUCUCUACUUCUCGCAAGACAACGUUCACGCCCGGAAGAAUCAAAGGAACCAUCGAAGGACGAGAUCAAAGCCGGGAAAGACGCUGUCCUUGGCUCCGGACUUCCAAGGCGAAAACCCGUCCCGGAGUCCGAACCGCUUGAGGAAACUCCGAUUCGGAUGCCAUCGGACGAGGAGACGCCGCUUCUCCUGCCUUCUUCAUCUCCAGCGGAGUCCUCGCGAGGACCUUCGUUAUAUUAUGGUACACGCUCGCGUUCUUCUUCUCCUCAUCCUCGGCGUCCAUGGUGGCAGUGGACGCGAAGAAAGAGCUCUAGCUCGUCCGGGGGUUUCGGAAAUGCUUUUGCCAAUGGCCAUGGUAUACUGGCUGGUCCAGGGAGUAGUCCUAGUGGAAAGAAAAAGACUUGGAAGAUGAAGCAAAUACGUGGGAUGGUAGCAUCUGCUGUGCAACGCAUAGCGUCGCCAAGGAUCGCGGCAGAUGUGGGCGAAACUGCGUUGCGAAGUAUUCCCGCUGUUCUCCUUGGAAUGCUAUUGAACAUUCUUGACGGAGUGUCAUAUGGUAUGAUAAUGUUUCCGUCAAACGACAUUUUCACGAACUUCGGUGGUAUCGGUGUCUCUAUGUUCUUCGUCACGUACAGUCUGCCAAUUCUCUUCCAUGCUAACCCUGCUUAACAAAUGCUCCACGCUCUACAGUACCAUUGUAUCCCAACUUGUUUAUUCUUUCGGCGGAAGCGGGUUCGCUGGCGCAAAUGGGAGUAUGAUGAUCGAAGUUGUCCCAUUCUUCCACAUUCUCGCCGCUGAGAUCACGAAUGAACUUGGCGAGGAAAAUGUCGCGUCCAUCAUCAGUACCACAAUUGCAGCGUUCGCGUUCUCUUCCGUACUCACAGGCUUAACAUUCUUUCUACUGGGCUAUCUCCGUCUUGGCGUUGUGAUCGGUUUCUUUCCACGACACAUACUCGUUGGGUGUAUCGGCGGCGUCGGUGUGUUCCUCAUUCAAACGGGACUGGCAGUCUGUGCACGGAUCGACGAUGACGAGUUUAGCUACUCGUUUGAGACGCUCAAGUUUUUCUUUGGUAGCGGGCAUAUUAUUGCGUUGUGGCUACCGGCGUUCGCACUUGCGGUUCUUCUGCGCCUGAUCACGCAUCGGUUCCAUCAUCAGCUCAUCUUUCCUAUCUAUUUCAUGUUAAUCCCUGCGAUCUUCUAUAUCAUCGUUGGAGCGGCUCGUUUGGAUAUUCCGAUGCUACGGCGCACGGGUUGGGUCUUUGAUAUGGGUGGCUCUUCGGAAGCGUGGUACAAGUUCUAUUCGUACUUUAACUGGAACAAUACGAGCUUCAGGGCACUUUGGGUGACUAUGCCUACACAGUUUGCACUGUUAUUUUUCAACAUCCUUCAUCCACCUCUAAACGUUCCUGCUCUCGCCGUCUCGUUAAACGAGGACGUGGACACCAACAAGGAGCUCGUUGCACACGGCUAUUCGAAUUUAUUUGCCGGUUUUCUCGGUACUGUGCCUAACUACUUGGUAUACGUGAACACGCUCUUGUUCUAUCGCGUCGGUGGCACGACUCGCGUUUCCGGUUUCUUGCUUGCACUCGCCACCUUCCUUCUGCUCGUCGUCGGGACUGAACCCAUAGGAUAUAUCCCGAUUAUGCUUGUUGGUGCUCUCAUCUUUGUCCUCGGCAUUGAUCUUGUCAAGGAGGCACUGUGGGACACGCGCAACCGCGUGAAUAGGUCCGAGUAUCUUACUAUCAUUAGUAUUAUGGUCUGUAUGACGUUGUGGGAUUUCGUCAUCGGCGUGCUAUUCGGGAUCGUUGUCUGUUGUUUCUUCUUUGUCGUACAGAACUCUCGAAGACGCAGCAUUCGAGCGAUGUUCACUGGAGAGUCUGCGAUGUCUGCUGUGCGCAGGCCUAGCGCUCACAGAGACUAUAUCCGCCAAGUCGCUAAGCAGACUAUCGUGCUCCGACUCCAAGGAUUUCUCUUUUUUGGCACGAUCACGCAAGUGGAAGAAGCAGUCCGCGCUCUCGUUGAACCUUCCGCGUGGCAACACAAUCCAAUUCGCUUCCUCGUUAUUGAUUUCUCGCUCGUCCUUGGAGUCGAUAUGUCAUCCGCAGAAGCUUUUAUGCGCAUACAACGACUGUUGGUUUCACGAGAUAUCAUUAUCGUGCUUUGUGGGUUCACGGCUGAGUCUUCUGUCGGACGUGCAUUGCAGAGUGUAGGGCUGCUUGAAGAAGAUGGCGUUGAGCUAUUUGGUAACUUUAACGAUGCGAUGGAGUGGACGGAAAAUGCGUACCUUAAGGCUUGGUUCAUGGGACAGAAGAGCGAAGUGGAUGCAUCGUGUAAAGCGAUAUCUUUUCCAGGCCGACUGCAAGAGCAACCCUCUUUCCACAUGGGAGAGUCCUUCAUCCAUUCACCUCGGCGAAACGAGAUACAUGCAGCAGCAGGUCGGACACUCGAGAUCGAUCCUCACUCCGAAUUCGACAAUAUGACCAACCAAAACACCACCACUACCCCGUCCUCCAACGACACUACCACAGAAAACGUCUACAUCUCCCUCAGCAGAGCAUUCAGCUCCUACGGACACGUCAACGCCGACCAGUUCCACCCUUUACUCGCUAGUUUCGAGCGCGUCGCCGCCACCGAAAAAACCACACUCUGGGAACUAGGCGACCCACCUGAUGGGCUCUAUCUCAUCGAAUCGGGAGUCCUCCGCGCGAUUUACAGCUUCCCUGAUCGUAAAGACACGUUUGAAGAGUCUAUGGUCGGCGGGACUCUCGCUGGAGAGUUGUCCGCGUUGUCGAAUUUACCCCGUAAUGCACGAGUCGUGGUUGAGAAGGAUGCGGUUUUGUGGAGGUUGUCGAUGGAGAAACUUGCAAAGCUUGAGACGGAACAUCCGGAACUUGCGCGAGUUUUCUUCCAUAUGGUUUUAAAAGUUGCCAAAACGGAUUAUGACAUUCUUCUCUCAGCAUUAGCUGCUCGGCAAUAAUUAUAGACGUUCAUUGGCUCUACAUCGCAUCCAUUCGCAUUAUUCUUGCAUCUUCUUCCUUUAUUGGGCAUACGAUCACGAUGGAUGGAUCGGAUCACUGCAGAAUAGGUAUUUACAGAGGUACACUUUGGCAUGACAUGAUAAAGCAUGUAUGACAUGACGAAUCAAAAAGAAACCACGACGCGUGAUCAAUGCGCAGUUGGUUGACCACAUUUGCAUUCAAUUAAAUUUACUUAAUC